Messenger RNA from Topomyia yanbarensis, 12225 nucleotides. RefSeq names its product guanine nucleotide-releasing factor 2 (gene C3G). The record is from RefSeq and is a predicted model, not a curated record. The transcript is spliced from 18 exons. Gene Ontology annotation, cellular component: plasma membrane. Gene Ontology annotation, biological process: positive regulation of GTPase activity; Ras protein signal transduction. The coding region runs from base 226 to 5145 and encodes 1639 amino acids. Lineage: Eukaryota; Metazoa; Arthropoda; Insecta; Diptera; Culicidae. Gene Ontology annotation, molecular function: guanyl-nucleotide exchange factor activity.
CGUUAAAGUAAACUGCAGUUUAUUGUUCCCCUGACCUAGACGUAAAGUUAACCUAAGCUUAGUGAAAAACUUUAUUGUGCGAAGUCGGCAGAAUGUGUGAUGUUAUAAUUGGCGAUCUGAUGAAAAGCUAGCGUGCUGUUCGUCGAUUAAUAGCCGUACUAGAAGAUGAAUUGAAAGUGAAUAACUUUGAGCCGAUAGUUGCGCAUAGACUGUGUCCCGAUCAAGAUGCCGGAGUUCGACGACACGUUCCUGUUUGAUUGUGCAAAAUUCGAACGAAAAAACUGGAAAUCCUACAAUAUCAGCCUGCGCCCGAGCAGUAUUGUGUUGAAAAGUGUGAACAGUUUCAGUCCAACCGCCCUCAACAAUGGCAAACACUGCAUAGACGGUGGUGAUUUAAUUGUGGGUGCUUUGAGACCGAUUAGUGAUCCGGAGGAUGUGAAUCCGACGGAGGUGGUAGUGAAGAAACGUGAUCAUCCGCAAAGGAAUGUGGCAGUUAACUAUCUGUAUAGCAGUGUUAAUCCGAUUCGUGAAAAAAUUCUCGGAUACAACUUUAAGCGGCACUCGUACACGUGUACCUCGCCUCAUUCGCCGGGGAGCAGCCAGCCGGGUGUGUUCGGAGCAGUGGUACCAUCUUUCGGAGCAUAUUGUGAUAACGGACCGACCACCUCGAAUCAGACGACCCUCAACUCAUCAGUAUCAGCUGGAGCAACCCCACGUAACAGUGGUAGUAGUACUGCCAGCAGCAAUACGGUUAGCACUUGUGCCACCCUGACUGGCAACAGUACACCGGUAACGAAUGCCGUCAGUUCGAGCACAGUAGCGGACAGCGGUAGCAGUAGGGCAGCAGAAAACGGUUGCGAGAAAGCAGUUACACCCGGGGCACCGGGAUCCUCUGGUCACAAAGGUAGCAUCCGGGGUAAUAAGCUGGCCCGAAGAGCACGUUCCUUCAAAGACGAUUUCCUGGAGAAGAUCUCACAGAUCCGUACACCCACUAAUACGAUGACGAGGUCACACUCACCAAACAGUCCACGUAGUGGCAGUGCCGGCAGUGGUCAGCGGACUAGCGGUGGAAAAGGCCCUGCCGACGAUUUGCUGACUGCCGCGGGGAAACCAAUCCAAGAUUUGGCCUAUCACGUGCGUCAAGUAAAAAACGCACUCACCCACUUCAAGGAUGUAAUACUGAAGAACAAGCUGGAGAUGCUCCCGGGUAAUGGAACCGUGGUGCUGGAGUUGAUUGCCAACGUACACACGGCCCUGCAAUCCUACACACUGAACGAAAACAGCAGCGCGCUUAUUAACGCAACCAACCAUGUAUAUAUGUCCCUCGGGAACCUGUUGAAACUCUGCGACGAGGUUCUUCUGACUGCCGACAACGAAAACUGUCCUUCGCUGAGCAAAGAGAACGUUAAAGAAAUCGUCGAACUGGUCGACAAUGCCGUCAAUAAUCUGGUCAAUCUUGCUAACGAGAAAAUCUCCGAUAAAGCUGCAGGCAGCACUAUCAACGCUAAUCACACCAUCUCUUCCAACACAUUACAACGACCGGUGGUGGACAUUGCCGGACAGAGAACAUCUCUGCCGGAUAUACCACUAACACCACGAGAACGGGAUAUUCUGGAGCAAACCUCGCUUAAAACGGUCCGCGCAUCGCACAGUACCGAAAGUGUUCUUCGCGAUUCUAGUCCUCCCCCGAAACCUCCGCUACCCGACCGUGGUCAGGAUCCACCACCGCUGCCACCAAAGCGGAAGAGCCAACAUUCGAAAAACCACUCGUUUCACGAAACGUCCGAUUGUGCUUCGGAUUCAACAUUUCUUGGUUGUGGUGGCCUCGAUCGAAUGUCACUAAGGUCUCGCUCUCCAGAAGAUAACUCUAGUCUGCUGAGUGCCAGCGCUGGUUCGUUGGACUCGGCAUUAAAUCACUCACGCGAAGAGGAAGAACUCCGAGCACUAACUCAUGACAAAUCAUCUCUAAUACUGGGGCAGACCGGUGGCCAUAACUCAACGGUAUGGGAUGAAUCAGACUGCCCCGGCAUGCAGUUGCUAGGCGGUGGAGGUGCCAUCAUGACAGACGUCACUGCUCUCAAUAAUCGAAACUCCAACGAAUCGGGUUUCGAGUCCAUGUACUCGCUCCGAAUAAGCCGGGAUCAUCAGAGCAGUUCUACGCAUAAAUCUGCAGCAUUUGCUAGUGCAAGCAGUAGUACCACCAGUUCGCAAAUGCACAAAUCCGAAUCGCUGGGCGAUAGACUGAGUUCAGGAAAAAUAAUUUCAAUGGUCACUAGUCAACAGCAGCAACAACAACAGCAAGAGCAACAGCAUCAGAAGAUCGAUACCAUUGUAACACAAGCUAGCGGCGAUGGUGGUGAUAUCGUGUUAACUUCAACAACCACUACAGAGUUCACUAGCAGUAGUAGUAGAGUACAGAAAGCUACUUUAUCAAAGGUUAUACAGUACGGCAGCAUCGAGGCAAAUGACGAGGUGUUUGGUAGCGAGCCCAACGAUAGGCCACCAGCAUUGCCGGUGAAAACUCGAUCGCAAAGUAUUAGAAGAGAACGGCACCCAUCGCAGUAUGAUAAUGUGGACGAGAUGGAUCUAGAGAAGGGUUCACAAGACACGUUCAAUAACUGCUCGUUGCAUCAGACGGGUUACCAUAGCCGGCAGCAGAUGAUCAAUAAUAUGCCGAGUAAGCAUAUAAGUCUGAUUGAACCGCGUCAUAUGAAUCAUUUCAGCGAGGAGCCACCACCUUUACCAAUGAAGAAGAAGCACAUGUUUCAAAGUGUGGCUUAUUCAGUCAUGGCAUAUAUGGAGAUCUUUGGAAGCGCAACGCAGAACCAGUCGGAGUUCAUGCGGCACUCGGUUCAUACGUACAACAUGUCGCAUCACUCCAGUGACCACCAUCACCACCACCACCAUCAUCAUCACCACCACCAACAUCAUCAGACGAUGUCGAUGACCAGUGGCGCAAGUAACCAUAGCAUCACUCACAGUCAAACCAUGAAUUUAUCCCCAUCCCGUGUGAUUCCAACGCCGACAUCGCCACCAAGUUCGCCUGGCUUAAAUGUAAAGCCACCGGCAUUGCCACCGAAGCGGCAGCGAAUCAACAGUAAAACCCCGAGUAUUACUUCUACGCCACCAGCUAGUCCCAAAGUAUUUAGCACAGAUCUGCCAUCGUCACCGUCACCAUCACCCUCUCAGCAUCACACGGCCACCAAUAGCUGCUCAUCUCCAUCGCCAUCGUCGUCCUCCAUGGGCGCACUAUUACCGACGCCUCCGCCAAAGAAUCACUCUCUGCUGUUAAUGUCCGCGGCUAAUAGUACACCGACUAACAGCAUUACCCAAUCGCCGAUGAUCAUCAGUGACAGCCAGCUGGCAGCAGCAGCCAUAACCAAAAUUAAGGUAUCGCCCGUAUCCGGGGACGGACAGCUUCUUGCUUCUAACUCUAGUACUACCACCUCCAACACUUCUAUUUCUCCCAACUCUCCGCAUCAAUCACAGUAUAACAGUUUCAAUAAUCUUAACAACAACAACAACAACCACUACAGCAACAGUAGUAGCCAUAGUAAGUUAGUUAGCAAUAACAUUGUCGGUUGUAAACCAACCGAGGAUGACUAUCUUCACCUGUGCGAUACGACGACGAUGACCCCGGCAGGAACGCAUAAGCACCAGCAAUCGCAUUCCGCAUCCGAUAUGAAGACGACGAAUCUCAAUAGUUCUAAUAGUGAUAGGAACCUUCUAGUCAACCAGAACAGCAUCAGCAAUAACAAAAAUGCAGACGCCGAAGCUACCGGCGGCAGUAUUAUCCAUUCAAGUCGGAAGAACGAUGACAAUGACGACGACGACGAGGUUGAGGUGGUACUUAGGCGAAAUAACAAGAAUGGGAUCAACCUUCUUGAACAGCAGCAGUCCGUCAACUUGAUGGAGGAACUGGACGUAAGCAAUCAUCUGGUGUGUAAAAAAGAGAACGAGGAUGGACCGGACGUCAAAGGUGGUCACCCCGAUGCGCUGAUCAUACAUGCCACCAGGGUGCAGAAGAUUUCCGAUGUAACUGAUGAGUUUUUAGAAGAUGCCUACGGAGAAGCAUUUAUCACUACGUUCCGUACGUUCAUCUCCCCGCUGGAACUAAUUCAGAAGCUGACCCAUCGUUACUCGCUGUUUCACUGUCAGAUGAUCGACGCGAAACAAAAAGCUGCCAAAGAAUCCUUCUCCCUGUUGGUGAGAGUGGUCAACGAUCUUACAAGCCCUGAUUUAUCACGCCGACUGUUGGAGAUACUGAUGAACUUUGUUUAUCAGUUGGUCUGCGCCGGUCAUCUCACGAUGGCCAAACUGUUGCGAGUGAAGCUGAUCGAAAAAGUAUCCCUCUACAAGCAGAAACUUCCCAAAGAGCCCAGUUCGCUGUCUAGUCGGGCUGUUACAACCUCACUUCCGACGCUGCUAGAUCUCAAAUCGGCAGAUAUCGCCGAGCAGAUGACGCUGCUAGAUGCGGAACUUUUCCACAAAAUCGAAAUACCGGAGGUGCUUAUCUGGGCCCAGGAACAGAACGAGGAACGGUCACCGAAUCUGACGAGGUUCACUGAGCAUUUUAACAAGAUGUCCUACUGGGCGCGAUCGCAAAUUCUUAAGAAAGAUGAUGCCAAAGAAAGAGAGAAACUUGUGAUUAAGUUUAUCAAAAUAAUGAAACAUUUGCGGAAAAUAAACAACUACAAUUCGUACUUGGCGCUAUUGUCGGCACUGGAUUCGGCCCCAAUCAGACGGCUCGAAUGGCACCGAACAAUCACUGAAGGACUGAAGGAGUACUGUGCUCUAAUCGAUUCUAGUUCUAGCUUUCGAGCCUAUCGCCAGGCGUUGGCUGAAACCAAUCCACCCUGUAUACCUUAUAUCGGUCUAGUCUUGCAAGAUCUAACCUUCGUGCACAUUGGUAACCCGGAUCUGCUUUCUGGUGGAUCAAUCAAUUUUUCGAAGCGGUGGCAACAAUACCACAUUGUGGUAAACAUGAAACGUUUCAAAAAGGGAUCGUACCAGUUCAAGAAAAACGAAAAGAUUAUUAGCUUCUUCGAUAAUUUUGAAGACUACCUGGAUGAGGAUGCCAUGUGGCAGAUUUCCGAAAGUAUUAAGCCGCGAGGUGGGCGAAAACCCAACGCCACAAGCAAUUAGUACAAGCUAAACUGUCUCAAAGGCAGUGACGAGCAUGACCAAGCUAUGAUUUGGCAGGAACAACAGCAACAACGGUUGAAGAAAUCACAGUAGAAGUCACCAGUGGACCAACAGCGCAAGUAUAAGGAUGCCAUCGAAGAAGGUAUCAUAACGCCAAAAAUGCUUUUUACAUAUAUAAGCUACCUAGUUGUUUUUAUGUUAUUUUUAAAUUUUCUGUGAGAAUGUGUAGCCAAGUUUCUUGGUCGAUUUUUUUACGAUCAAGAUUAUUUUGAAAAUCUGGCAAUUUCUCACGUGGUGAAUGUGUUGUUUUAGUUUUUACGUCCAUAAUUGGUUGUUGUCCCUUUUAAAUUAAGAUUAGUCGAGAUUGUACGUUUUCCCCCUUUGGGUUUGGUAGGACAUCGACGCAUUCAGCAUUUGAAAAAGGGAUCUUUUUAUUGAACCAUUAUCCAAUAUGAUAUAGCUUCUGCUAGAUAAAGGAUUUAUGCAAAUUGUAAAUAACAGAAAAAUGCAAGCAAAUUUAGUGUUAUGUAGUAGUGAAGAGCAAUGUGAAAACAAAAUAUAUCAAAAAGUAGUACUAGAACAAAUAUACUAGCGGUGAAAUCUGCAAACCUACACACAUACACCGAACAAAAAAUCAGAAUCUGAAUAAAUUCAUUUCAAACAAUAUUUUUUAUUUCCGUUUGUUCUCAGUUAUUUCUAUUCAGAAACAUCCCUAUUUUUUCCUUUCAUCAACUCAUAACACGUACACACAAAACAAAUUAUCCUAUAAAUAUAGCAUUUUAUAACCGUAUCUAUGCAAAAUAAUGCAGAACAACGAAUUACAUCAUUUUGAAUAAAGCGAAAUUGAUUGCUGAUGAUGAAUUAUACAAUACACAUUUCGCCAGUAUAAAAAGAAACUGUGGUGUCACAGCUGCAAGAUCAACGACAUUGCUACAAAAACGGUAACAGGGGUGAAGUGAAAAACUAUAGGACUAUAUUACUACAGAUCAGAAAUACAAAGCAUUAUAAGUAAGCAUCUGUCUUCGUUCGGAUGCUUUUUAUUAUCUCUCGAUUGUCUUGUUCCAAAAACGUGACCGCGACGCGAUUCCGGUAAAUCCAAUAUUUUUUACAACGAAAAAGGAAUUGUCCAACGUUACCGUACCAAUCGAAGCCGGAUCCUCUGAUAAGCUGAUGCUCAAUUCGCUCUUACUGGAAACAAAAUGACGUUACAAAAUUCUUUCAUAUAUUGGUUAAAGUGGACCAAUCGGUUUUCCGCAACAUCUCUGAUCUGGUAGAACAACCACCCGAGGAAAACAAAUACAAAGCAAUUAGGGAUCGUCUAAUCUCUCGCCUUGACCUAUCGGCACAGGCGAAAUUAGAAAAAUCUUUCGAGUGCUGGCGAUUUGGGCGACAUGCGUCCUACCCAUCUCCUUACUAAAAUGCAGAAACUUUCUGUCGGGUCAAUUCCACCGGGCACCAAAGCAGCGACGGUAGUUUAGCUAAAUUUACGGAUAAAUUGGGUGUUUCCUUCGGUUCACAUCAUUUAGCUGCAGCGUCGCAUCCAGCGUUUUCAGCAAGUUUCCAGGAUCCCGAGACUCAGAUCGUCACAAUUUGUGCAGAGGUUCGCCGGUCGAAGAUUAUCGCGACCGGUAGCCGAACCGAAGCCUUUCAUCUUCUCAACAGUAAGAAGAUGCCAGCAGAUCAGAUCUGCUGGUACCACAGAAAUUUUGGUGUUAAGGUUCAAGUUACCUUUUUUGAGCACGUGUUAGAUUUGAACGCUGGGUAGUAAGGGUAGGAAAAAUUGUGUUCAGCUUUGCUACCAGAUUAUCCAUUUAAACCUUUUCAAAACUCUAAAAGAAGAAUAUCAGCCGAUUUAUUAGAUCACAACGAUUCAAAUCAUACAAAAUAGCUGCUGGAAAAACUAUCGGUUUCGCAGCCACUUUUUCAAAAGCACCAUUCAGCUAAGCCGAUGGUUUUUCCAGCAGGUAUUUUGCAUGAAUUGAACCGUGAUGAUCUAAUAAAUCGACUGAUAUCCUCCUUUUAGAGUUUUGAAAAGGUUCAAAUGGAUAAUCUGGUGGCAAAGCUGAACACAGCUGUUUUUGUGGAUGACAUCUGCAUCGCCUCGACGUCCCCAGAUGAACAUCGAAGUGAUGGGCUAACAGUUCUGGAGCGACUCAGCAAAACGGACUAGUUAUCUAUCUCGCAAAAUGUUUUUUUUUGCACAGAAACAAGCAGAGUUAGCUCCAUAGUUAGGGUGCUUACAGAGUGGCGGCGAGAAGCUGAGCUGGCGCUGGAACUGACAUUAGAAUGCGAGAUACGAGAAACCUUGCUGCAAACCAAAUGGGUGAUGUCAGAGUGAAAGCCGAGCGGAUCUGCGUCGACUGCCCGCUUUCACUCUGACAUCAUCCCUUUACUUUGCUGCAGGCGGGUUUCUCGCAUCUCGCAUCCUAAUGUCAGUUCCAGCUCCAGCUCAGCUUCUCGCCGCCACUCUGUAAGCACCCUUAGUCCGGCGAAGAGGUAAUCGGAGGAUUACAUUAUUGCGGAGAGAUCGAGGGCGAAUGUUAACAUAUAUGGCACGAAGAAGCCAGGAGCAGAAAUCGUCAUAGCACUGGAUAGAUCCCGCCGCACUUGCACGGUCCACGACUUUCAUUACUUGGCAGCUGGUGUGGGUUGUUACAACGCAGUCGACGGAGGGCAAACCUGUACUAACUCAAUUCGAUGAGAUAAUGCGUGUUCCACACAACUGAAUUCAGUGUUGAGGGAACGAGUGAGCAGUAGAGAGCCUUCAAGCAGUAUGUAUCUGAAAAGUGCUAUGAUAAAUUCUCAUUACGAACCCCAAAUAGCACGACGGUUUUUGACAAUUUAGCUAAUAUAUUACCUAAUUGUCGAUUGUUCAUCCAAAUUUUAAGGAUAGUGCAUUUUUAGGAUUUGGGCUCAUUCGGUUGAUUUCCCACCAUUCCGCAAAGCUUCAGCUGACGUCAGCAUUCAGGAUUCAGGAUUGUAUAACUUGAGGUCAUUAGCGGAUGACAAGCAGAAGUUGACGUCGUUGAAAUACAGAAGAAAAAUCAAAGGACCAAGAUGACUGCCUUACGGAAUACCAGAUGAAACGAAGAACUCUUCGGAUACACAAUCACCUAUCUUGAAAGCUAGACGACGAGUACUGAGAUAGGAUUGCAUUCGUCGGAGAAUAUUGAUACGAAAGCCAAGUUUAUCCAACUAUGCCACUGCCAGUUUUUCAUUAGAGAAAACAUUCGCUAGUUUUGCAGAAAAUAGUUGGCAAAUCCACUGUGAACAAGAACUCCUAAGCCCUCCAUAGCCCAUCGAUGAAGAUAAACCGCAACUUCUUUAUUAGCUUUUUUACAUGCGUCCAGAAUGUUUUUGGUUCGGACUUCAACCUACCUUGUACGUCCCCUAAGUAAUUGAAAUAGCACCGCUUAGCUGUCUGUUUAUGCACAUGGUUAAUAUGCACGUAAUGUUGUCGCAGCACGUAAGGCUCAAGCAUACCUGAUGUGCAAAGGAGCGGAACCAUCAUUACGAGAUCGCACAUGCCUGAUUGCUUCGCGAACGUCAUCGACAUCGUUGGAGUUGAUCGCAGAGCAGUGGAAGAGGAAUUUGUGCUUAUUGAAGGGGCAGUUGCGAGAAUCGCAGUGGCUGUAAACUAUAACUCUGACAAACCAAACUAUUGCACAUUGUAAUUGAGAGCGAGGUAGUCCAGACGAUGUUGGUUUCGAGAUGAAAAGCAAUGUGGUACGGUAUAAGGUCAUCGACAUAUUAAUAUAUCUUGAAACACUAGUGACUAAGUGGCUGGACUAAGUAAGCCCCUUCCCUCCCCUGUUUGUCGGAGCUAAAAUAUUUUUUCCAAAUCACAGAAUGUUGUUACGGAGUGCAAAAAUGGUUUAGUAAUGUUUUUUUUUUCUGUUUCACUUGUAGAGGUUUUAAGGGCCACACACAACACACAGGCCAUUGUUCGAAGCGGUGUUCUGGCCGCCAUGGGACGCUCUCGGCUCGAGGCGCGCGGCUCAGGUAGAAACCUUUUCGUGGCAUUAUGCACGUUCCCAAAAUUCUUCGCGUUACACUGCACAUGUGUACAGGUCUCGAGAACGUAUUUCACGGUUUGAUCUGUAGAGGCAUCGUAGUCUAAUCGUGAUUUAUCAAACAACCGCAGAAAAUGACGAAAACUAAAACAUUUGGUCAAAAUUGUGAAAGUCACAUUUGGGUCCACCAUAUCGGCAUCGCCAUUUUUAUUUUUUUAUGUCUUGAAGCAUAUUAACUCAAAUUCGUACUUUUAAAUCACAAAACCUUUUUUUUCUCGAACACCAUUUUUUAGUGGGCGUCCACCAUAUUGAACCAUUUUGAAUUUCGAAAAACUAACUUCAGAUUCGUAAUCAGCGAUGCCCAAAACCCAUAAUUCCAUGUAAUUGUUACAAAAUAUUGACAUUCCGCAAGCGACCAAAAAUUCGGAAAAUACUUAAAAUGCACACUUUAAAGUUCACAUCAAGUUCUUAGCGAACUUUCAAGCUGCUUAAGCUUUAAUGGAACUUGAAAGCUGCUUAAGCCACUAUUAGAACAAGAAACGUAUCGGAAAAUUACUUAAAACGAAGAGCUUGUGCAGCUCCCAGCUUGCUUGGGUCUACCACGAAUAAUUCAACGAAAGUAUUCUCAAAACUUUAAACGCGUUUAUCUCAAAACAUGAUUUUUAAAAACUGCGUACAAUCUCAUUUGAAAACGGUUCAAUUCAAAAAUUUUCACUAUUUUUAGUGAAGCCUUAAAAUGGAAAAAGGGCUGAAAAAUCAAUCUUUAAGUUUGAGAUCGCACCAUUAAGUCAAAUCAACAAGUAUUUUACUUGUUCUUAGAUCAUUCCUCCUCAAUAAAUUUAAUUUACUUUAGAGCCUUUUUAUUAGUUUGUGUUUCAGAUCGAUCCUGAGGCAGCCGACGGUACGUAGCUUUGUUGUUCCACGCGCACCUAAUCUUAGACAGAACGUCACCACGUUGUUUUUUCGUCUUGAACAAACUUGAAGACGAAAAAUAUAAGCUUUUUAAAUCCUAAAAUUGUUUCCUUCUAUGUUUUUUCAGUGACUCACAGAAAAAUUCCAAAUUUUACUUACUUUUAGGUCAUUUGAAUGAGAUCCUCCCCUUAAGUACUUAUCGAAUGACCGAAUACAAACAGAUAUCAAAACGCUGGAUGGUUCCACCCUAUAAUGAAAUCAAACAACAAUUCUAUUAGGUUUUUGUGGUACCAAGCCACUCUAAUUUUAUAAAACAUUCACUGAUGUUAUUUGCACGUAAGUCAUCGUCAGUGACUUAGUUAUUUCUCAGACGCUUAGUCACCUCCUUGAUCUUGGGUACAUUCGGUACUGUCAAACCCGAAAUCGGCACCGCGUGUUUCCUAUAACCCAAACAGGUAUUGCGAACAUUUAUAUUAUGUGGCUGAAUUUUAGGCCUGGAAGGAGACUUCUUCAUUGCCGCAGAUUGCGUGUAAGUAGGUCCGCUUACGGCCCCAUCCCUUCCGUUUAGGUCCUUCGCUAACAGCAUUAGUAAGAAAGUAUUGUCAAGUUAACUAGCAUCUGGAUCAAAAUAUACUACAUAACAUAUAUACAUACAUACAACAUUUUUGUUUAUGUGCUGAUAGUUGAGAAUACUUUAGUAUGAGUUGUUCCUUUUUUAUUUAAUUCCGGGUAACACAAAAGAUUAAUUUCAUUCCCCAUAUUGCAAGUUAGAAAUAUUAGAUAUAUGGUUUGAGUAAUACCACCUUGAAUUUACCGACAAAUGCUUUUAAGGAGUUAAAUUUUGAGCAAAAUAAUGAAUGUAUUCACGGCCUAGUUGAAUGAACAAACAUAUUAUGAGGAGCUUUUCCCUACAUAAAAGAUCAAAUAUUUUAAUUAAUUGGUUUUUAGUUUAAAUAAGCUCUUGAUGAUAAGUAAAACCUUUUCAUUAGAUACAAUAGCUGGCCUGAAUUUUAUCGUACAUAAAUACAAAGGUGUAUCCAAUAGUAAGCAGUAGAGUAGAAGGCCGAACACGUUAAAUUUUUAGCCCUAAUCACAGCCUACAUGUUACCAACAAACAACGACCAUCUCAUUCUUGGAAUAUUCAUCCGAAGUGCUUGAACUAGUCCGAUCUGAGUGUGACUAUGCAAGGUUGAAAGCGUAUUGUUGAGCGAAUCUUUUCUGAACAUUCAACUCCAGAAGCACCCAUCAUUGCUGGACCAAUAAAUAACAACGCUAUUCGUAUAAUAAUUUUCAAACUACCAGUUAGUCGUUUGUAAACAAACCAUAUUAACCGAUACACAUAUCACAUAGAUCAAAGUUCUGCUAGCUAAAAUUCCGUGCGUAGUUAAAUAGAAAAGACAUACGAUGGUGAGAAGACCUUCCAGGAGAUGGCAGGUGCCCGAUAAGACUUUUUAUCACAUAUAUCAAGUAGUCAAACGAAUCAUGAGAAACUCUUAAAAUGCUCUUUUACAUGCCACGCAUAGCAGUGAUCGUGUUUUUAUAGAAUAAUCUGCAAUCUAAUGUAAGCUGCUUUCUUUAUUGAUGGUGAAUGUGCAAAAAACUAUGAACGUCAUUUAACUAAUGUUAGAACUAGCUAUACUAGAUUAGAUGGAAGCUAAGAUUCCAAUUGGUCAUCGCGUCAGCGAUCUACCUGCAAAAACAGUGAGAUUUAAUGCAAUUAUCUAUUUAUAACACAUAAAAUAAUGAGCGAAAGAAAUGUGGAAAGACUUAAACCGGAAAGGGAUAUUAUACACAUUUGAAAGAAGGCGAAAUAUUUUAAAUUUUAGAUCACAUACGACGACACAUCACACAACUUAUACACGAAUAUAUGUGAAAUAAAAGUAGUAAUGAUAAACUAUGAUACGGCAACCAACGGGUGAUGAUGGACUAUGAUAAAGUUUCGCUUUUCUGGAAUGAAUAGACAUUGUGAAAAUAAACACAUCCUAAACACACUGAAUAGAAGACUAUCGAGUAGCUAACAAUAACAUUAUCGCAUAUAUGAAUAACAAUAUAGUUAUAAUCCAAAAAAGCGAGGUGAAUAAGAAUUGAUGUGAUACAAUACUUUUACUGUAAAACGACAAAAAUAUACUUAACAGUUGCGCAAUUCAUCAAAAUA